Sciurus carolinensis (gray squirrel) is the source of this 1395-nucleotide messenger RNA. RefSeq names its product Fc gamma receptor Ia (gene Fcgr1a). Gene Ontology annotation, biological process: regulation of immune response; cell surface receptor signaling pathway. The transcript is spliced from 7 exons. Lineage: Eukaryota; Metazoa; Chordata; Mammalia; Rodentia; Sciuridae. The record is from RefSeq and is a predicted model, not a curated record. Gene Ontology annotation, molecular function: transmembrane signaling receptor activity. The coding region runs from base 124 to 1233 and encodes 369 amino acids.
CCUCCGACUCCGAAAGGUUGACAAUCUCUGCCCACGCUGCCUCCUCGCGAAAGUACAUCUCCAGAGCCUCUUCAAUGUUUGGCAUGUUACAGAUUUUACUGCUGACACCAGCUUGGAGGUGAUAUGUGGCUCUUGACAGCUCUGCUCCUUUGGGUUCCAGUUGGUGGGCGAGUGGACCCCACAAAGGCAGUGAUCACUUUGCAGCCUCCGUGGGUAAGUGUGUUCCAAGAUGAAAAAGUCACCUUAUUAUGUGAGGGGCCUCAACAGUCUGGGGACAACUCCACACAGUGGUUUCUCAAUGGUACAGCCAUUCAGACCUCAACCUCCAGGUACAGCAUCACUGCAGCAAGUAUCAAUGAUAGUGGUGAAUACAGGUGCCAGACAAGUCUCUCAAUGCCAAGUGACCCUGUACAGCUGGACAUCCACAGAGAUUGGCUGCUACUCCAGACCUCUAGCAGAGUCUUCACCGAAGGAAAGCCUCUGACUCUGAGGUGUCAUGCAUGGAAGAAUAAGCUGAUAUACAAUGUGCUUUUCUACCAAAAUGGCAAAACCUUUAAGUUUUCUCCUUGGAAUUCUGAACUUACCAUUCAGAAAACGAACAUGAGUCACAAUGGCAUCUAUCACUGCUCAGGCAUGGGAAGACAUCGCUACACAUCAGCAGGAGUAUCUGUCACUGUGAAAGAGCUAUUUUCAGUUCCUGUGCUGACAGCAUCCUCAUCAUUCCCCCUCCUAGAGGGGGAACUGGUCACCCUGAGCUGUGAAACAAAGCUUCUCCCAGAGAGGGCUGACUUGCAGCUUUACUUCUCCUUCUACAUGGGCAGCAAGACUCUGAGCGACAGGAACACAUCCUCAGAGUACCAGAUAUUAACUGCUAGAAGAGAAGAUUCUGGCUUAUACUGGUGUGAGGCAGUCACAGAAGAUGGAAACAUACUUAAGCGCAGCCCUGAGUUGGAGCUUCAAGUGCUUGGACUUCAGUCAUCAACUCCUGUCUGGUUUAACAUCCUUUUCUACCUCUCAGUGGGAAUAAUAUUUUUGGUGAACACUGUUCUCUGUAUAACAAUUCAUAAAGAACUGCAAAGAAAGAAAAAGUGGAAUUUAGAAAUUUCUUUGACUUCAGAUUAUAGGAAGAAAGUAAAUUCCUACCUUCAAAAAGAUAGAGAUUUAGAAGAAGAGGUGAAGUGUCUGGAACAAGAAGAACAGCCUCAAGAAAGAGAACACCAAAAGAAUCCCUAAGAAGGAGAGCAGUGGCAACUCAGUGAUGGCCAUACAUCUGGACUGUCCCUGCCCCUUCCUCUCUAUGGGAGCACUGAGGCACAAACUUUCAAAAGUUGAAGGACACUAGAACUGUGGGUCCCAUAACAUAUUACUGUUAAAUAAAGCAAAUACAUGAACUGA